Aethina tumida (small hive beetle) is the source of this 764-nucleotide messenger RNA. It is a transcript of the gene BCL7-like, whose product is annotated as B-cell CLL/lymphoma 7 protein family member B. The record is from RefSeq and is a predicted model, not a curated record. The transcript is spliced from 4 exons. NCBI's taxonomy places the organism in Eukaryota, Metazoa, Arthropoda, Insecta, Coleoptera, Nitidulidae. Bases 177 to 575 code for a protein of 132 amino acids.
GAAAUAAUAUUAAUUAAUUGGCAAAGCUAAAGUAUAUUUGCAGACUACUUUUGUAUUUAAAUCGGUGUGCUGUGAUGUGCUGAUGAUAUCCUUGCUAGGCAACCCAAAUAACACUCUGGAAUUGGGCAGGUAAAUAGGACGUUUCGGGAGAUUGUAACAGACACAAACAUUGGACAAUGUCGCGAUCUAUACGUGCCGAGACCCGUUCCAGGGCUAAAGAUGAUAUUAAAAAAGUUAUGAACGUGAUUGAUCGCGUUCGUCACUGGGAGAAGAAAUGGGUAACGAUUGGCGAUACCACCAUGAAAAUUUAUAAGUGGGUUCCCAUAGCAAACAGUGAAUCUAGCAAAAAGGCCAUUAAGCAUAAAGACUCGAACAAGGAGAACUUGACAAGGAAAAGUGCUGUUGACACAUCAAGUUCAAAUUCUAACUUCAGUAUGGCUGAAGAUUCAAACACCUGUUUUUCAACUGUAAGUGAUUCUCAAGGAGCCACUGACUUUUCCAUGCAUAUGAAUUUUUCUGAAGAUUCAAAUUCCCAGGGCAGUGAAAUGGUUGUGAAAAGAUUGAAAACAGACUGAUUGAAUAGCUAAGAUACUGGAUAAUUCAACAUUUUGGUCACUAUGUUUUAAAUAGUGAUUUUUAUGCAUUAUUUCUUACAAUUUGUGUUGUGGACUUAUACUAUGUACAUGUCCAUUGUGUAUAUAUUUAGUUUUGUAAUUGAAAAAUUAUAAUUACUCUUAAUUUAAUAAAAUACAAGAAUUUAAAAA